Psammomys obesus (fat sand rat) is the source of this 2778-nucleotide messenger RNA. It is a transcript of the gene Tcf25, whose product is annotated as transcription factor 25. The coding region runs from base 196 to 2130 and encodes 644 amino acids. Gene Ontology annotation, cellular component: RQC complex. The record is from RefSeq and is a predicted model, not a curated record. The transcript is spliced from 19 exons. Gene Ontology annotation, molecular function: protein binding. Lineage: Eukaryota; Metazoa; Chordata; Mammalia; Rodentia; Muridae.
CCGCUGGGGCCCAACUCUCGCGAGAUCUCCCCGGGCCACCUUCGCACCUUCCGAGGAACUUCCGGAGGAAGUUCCGGAGAGCCGCGGCGCGUAAACGCGACACGCCAGCCCUGCGCCAGCGCGCCGCCAGUGCGCAGGCGCCUCCACUCUGCUGCUCUUCCUCGUCCGUGUGUCCACUGCCGGCCGUCGGGUCCUAUGUCGCGCCGGGCCCUCCGCAGGCUGAGGGGGGAACAGCGCGGCCAGGAACCCCUAGGCCCCGACGCCUUGCGGUUUGACCUCCUCGAGGACGAUGACGCAGACGAAGAGGGACCAAAACCGGGGUUGGGUGGCCGGCGCCCCGGGGCCGCAGGGAAGGAGGGAGUCCGUGUCAACAACCGGUUCGAGCUGAUAAACAUGGAGGAUCUUGAGGAUGGCCUUGUGGUAAACGGGGAGAGGUCGGAUGCUACCCUGCCAGACUCUGUGUCAUCAGGGAACAAAGGAAGGGCUCAACGUGGAAACCCAGAGACCAAGCAAGAUGGGGAUGUGGCCAACGCAGGGUUCCCGGAACAGUCCAAUGCAAGUGGCAAACUCCGAAAGAAGAAAAAGAAGCAGAAAAAUAAGAAAAGCUGCCCAGGAGAAUCUUCGGAGAAUGGUCUAGAAGACAUUGAUCGCAUCUUAGAGAGGAUUGAAGACAGCAGUGGGUUCACCCACCCAGGGCCCCCUCCACUGAGCUCCAGGAAGCACAUCCUAUAUGUGGAGCACAGACAGUGUGCUCAAAGCUGCCCAGGAUUCCUGCUGCUCCUGCCUCAGCCUUCCAGACACUUGAAUCCAGAUACAGAACUGAAAAGGUAUUUUGGUGCUCGAGCAGUCCUGGGAGAACAAAGGCCUCGACAGAGACAGCGUGUGUAUCCCAAGUGUGCAUGGCUGACAACCCCUAAGAGCACUUGGCCCCGAUACAGCAAACCAGGUCUGUCAAUGCGGCUGCUGGAAUCCAAGAAAGGCCUUUCUUUCUUUGCAUUCGAGCAUAGUGAGGAGUACCAACAGGCACAGCACAAGUUCCUGGUGGCCGUGGAGUCUAUGGAGCCAAACAACAUUGUGGUUCUGCUGCAGACAAACCCCUACCAUGUGGACUCACUGCUGCAGCUCAGUGAUGCUUGCCGCUUUCAGGAGGAUCAAGAAAUGGCUCGAGAUCUCAUAGAGAGAGCGCUGUACAGCAUGGAGUGUGCCUUCCAUCCCCUGUUCAGCCUCACCAGUGGGACUUGCAGGCUGGAUUACCGAAGACCUGAGAACAGGAGCUUCUACUUGGCCCUCUACAAGCAGAUGAGUUUCUUGGAGAAACGAGGGUGCCCACGCACUGCGCUGGAGUACUGCAAGCUCAUCCUGAGCCUGGAGCCUGACGAGGACCCCCUGUGCAUGCUGCUGCUUAUUGACCACCUGGCCUUGCGGGCCCGGAACUAUGAGUACCUGAUCCGCCUCUUCCAGGAAUGGGAGGCUCAUCGGAACCUGUCCCAGCUACCAAAUUUUGCCUUCUCAGUUCCAUUGGCAUAUUUCCUUCUGAGUCAGCAAACAGACCUACCUGAGCACGAGCUCACCUCUGCCAGGCAGCAGGCUUCCCUUCUGAUACAGCAGGCGCUCACUAUGUUCCCUGGAGUUCUUAUGCCAUUGCUGGAGUGUUGCAGUGUGCGGCCUGAUGCAACAGUCUCAAACCACCGCUUCUUUGGGCCAGAUGCUGAGAUAAGCCAGCCCCCUGCCCUGAGCCAGCUGGUGAGUCUGUACCUUGGGAGGUCGCACUUUCUUUGGAAAGAACCUGCUACCAUGAGCUGGCUGGAGGAAAACGUCCGUGGGGUUCUGCAAGCAGUGGAUGCUGGGGACCCUGCCGUGGAGGCCUGCGAGAACAGGCGGAAAGUGUUGUACCAGCGUGCACCCAGAAACAUCCACCGUCAUGUGAUUCUCUCUGAGAUCAAGGAGGCUGUUGCUGCUCUUCCCUCGGACGUGACCACACAGUCUGUGAUGGGGUUUGACCCUCUGCCUCCCCUGGACACCAUCUACUCGUACGUCAGACCAGAAAGGUUGAGUCCAGUCAGCCACGGAAACACAAUCGCUCUCUUCUUCCGGUCGUUAUUGCCAAACUACACCACAGAGCAGCUGUAAGUUCAUCCAGAUGAGGAUGUGAUAUCUGGAGCUGCCGCAGCUAUUCUACGACCACGAGGCAAUGAACUCCAAAGUGAAGAGCCAGUGUACUAGGAACAGUGAAGCAGACGAUGCCCCAGGCCUCCGGGAGACUUCCUGCCCCCGGGCCUGUUCCCGAGAGGCCAGGAUGAUCGGCUUCACAGGUGUUCAGACUCGAGUAAUUGUCAACUGAAUCCAUUUCUAAUGGUGAAAAAUAAAAACCAGUCACUCACAUCAUCUGUGGAUCAUCGGGAAAAGUAACUUUUUGAGACAAAGUCUCAACGUGUAGCCCUCAAUGGCCUGGAGCUUGCUAUGUAGACCAGGCUGGCCACAGAGACCCACCUGCCUCUGCCUCCCAAAUGUUAGGGUUAAAAUCGUGUACCACCACACCUAAUCUGCAUGUCAUCUAAGAGCUUUAAAGUCCGGCCUGCCGCCCAGGGCGGUGAUAGUGUACCCCGCUCCUCCCUGGGCCCUCCUCAGUCCCAGCAGGAGGUGCCUGCCUAUGUACCCCUGUGCAGAAUUGUUGGUUAUUGUGCAUUUUUGUGUAGUCAGGGAGAAAGCCUGUUUGCUGUCUCCCGGAGAAAGUUCAGAGGAAAUGAAUGACUUUCAAACAAAGACAUGGUGACUGGC